AUCUCAAUGAUACAGAUCUACACAAUUUUGCCACAAAUCAACAGACUCUGAAGCACGAUUUUGGCUAGCUGUCACUGCUUUCCUAUAUUUACGAACAUAUUCUGGCUCUAAGAUAUUUUUUUAGUACCAACUCAAUGCACUUAAUGUGUUAUGCUGUUUAAAAUUAGUUUUGGAAAUUGAUAAUGUCGAUAUUUGUUUGUUUUGUCGUGUUGGCAUUUUUGUCAACAAGCAGUGGUAUUAAAUACAAGGAUAAUGAUAAGGUGAUACUUUAUGUGAACAAAGUUGGACCAUACUUCAACCCACACGAAACAUACCAUUACUACCAGCUACCAGUCUGUAGACCCAAAAAGAUAGAACACAAGAGUUUGACAUUAGGAGAGGUUUUAGAUGGAGACAGAAUGGCUCUAUCAGAAUAUGACAUUCGUUUUACACGUGAUUCCGAUAAGAAAGAAUUGUGUAAGGUGACAUUUACAGAACAAGAUUUACAGCUAUUACGUGAUGCUAUUGAAGAUCUCUAUUACUUUGAAUUUGUUAUAGAUGAGAUACCAGUUAGAGGUUUUAUAGGGCAUUUAGAAGAAGGAGGUUUUCUACCUCAUAACCACAAAGUCUUCCUGUGGGCACAUCUCAACUUCAACAUAGAAUACAAUGGAAAUCAGGUUAUAUACGCCAACGUGACAACCAAAGAACAGGCACCUGUCAGUCUGGAUGGAGUUACUGCCCCUUAUGAAGUCGUCUUCACCUACAGUGUAAAAUGGAUGAAAACAAACAUGGCUUAUGACGAUAGAGCUAAGAGAGUACGAGAUAACAGCUUCUUCCCUAAAACAUUGGAGAUUCACUGGUUGUCCAUUAUAAAUUCCAUGGUGCUAGUCUUUCUCCUCAUUGGUUUUGUUGUAAUUAUACUGACACGUGUUUUAAAAAGUGAUUUUGCCAGAUACAAUGUGGAUGAUGAAGAAAGUGAUGAUAUAGAUCAGGAAGAUAAUGGCUGGAAAAUUAUACACAGUGACGUUUUCAGAUUCCCUUCUUUCAAAAGUCUCUUUACAGCUAUACUUGGGGUUGGUAGCCAGUUUUUAGCCUUAGCAACCGGUAUUAUGGUGAUGGCUGUAUUAGGAAUGUUUAACGUACACCAUCAUGGAUCUAUCAACUCAGCAGGAGUUAUACUGUAUGCUUUUACAUCAGGCAUUGCAGGUUAUGUUGCAGCUAACAUGUACAAAGUUUUAGGGGGAGAUAACUGGGUGUGGAAUCUCAAUCUCACUUCCUGUUUAUUUGCUGCACCAUUUUUUACGGUAUGGGCAUUUGUGAAUUCUGUAGCCUGGGGUUAUGGUACAACACAAGCUUUACCUUGGCAGACAGUGGUAUUAUUAAUGUGUUUGUGGGUGUUUGUUGGUUAUCCAUUAACUAUUAUUGGUGGGAUCUUUGGUAAAAAUUGGGCCACAGGAUUUGAUGCACCUUGCCGGACAAAGAAUUUCCCCCGAGAGGUCCCCAGUGUUCCAUGGUACAGAUCAUCAUUUGCACAUUGCGUUGUUGGAGGAUUUUUACCAUUUAGUGCUAUAUCAGUGGAGUUGUACUAUAUAUUUGCCACAUUAUGGGGACGAGAACAGUACACACUGUACGGUAUCCUAUUCAUUGUGUACGGUAUAUUGAUCAGUGUGACUGGCUGUAUAUCAAUAGCACUGACAUACUUCCAGCUCUCCGCCGAGGACUACAGAUGGUGGUGGAGGUCUAUAUUUAGUGCUGGGUCCACAGGAUGUUUUGUCUUUCUGUAUGCCAUGUUCUACUACUUCAAGAGAUCCAAUAUGUCUGGUGCCCUGCAGACAAUCGAGUUUUUCGGCUAUACUUUUCUCACAUGUUACGUUUUCUUCCUUAUGUUGGGAACAGUAUCAUUUUUUGCAUCAUUGAAUUUUGUUAGAUAUAUUUAUGUCAAUUUGAAAAUGGAUUGAUGCUGAUGACAGAUUUGAUAUUUAUUUUUUCAUAUUGUUGAUUUAAUUCCUUUUGUAAAGAAGAAGGCGUGAUGAGAGCCAAUAUUUGGUCCCGGAAAUUGCAUGUUGAAUUUAACAUAUUUGACCUAUUUUGACAUUACACAUAGAUUUUGGACCAGAUAGAUACAAGCAACUGCCUUUCCAAAAAGAUAUUUUACAUAUAUUAUCAUCUGUGUUAAAUACUUCUUGUAGCAAAAUAUCUUAAGGUCUGUUGCUUGUCUCUAAAAAGUAAUGACAAGAUUUCAAAAUGAGGCUAUUUUAUAGCAAUUUAUGCAGUUUUGCACCAAUUUCAAGAAGUUUGAAUCCCUAAUAAAAUAUGCUCGAUACAAUUAAAAAUAUGAAUACUGGUGUCUGACAGACUAAUGUCUUAUAAACAUCUGAAGGAUGUUUUUUUGUAGAUUUAUCAUACUUUUUUUAAUGUCUUAUAAACAUCCGAAGGAUGUUUUUUUGUAGAUUUAUCAUACUUUUUUUAUUUCCAAAUUCAAGGGGCCAAAAAAGUGGCUGUAUCCUGGCUUUUCCUUUUGGAUAGACUUGUCACAGAUGGUUGCCUAACAACUUGUUUUUAAGGUGGUAUAUAACUCUACAGGGAGGUAACUCUGUAAAAAUCAGCUUAACGUUUUAAUCAUAUUCUAUUGUAAUGGAAAUUUUAAGCUUCUCAAUGAUCAAAAUUAGUGAUUAUCAAACUGCUAUAAAUCCAAUGAAAUUUUUCCGAUAAAUUGUGUGGUUCAAGUUUUUUGAAAUUUUUUAUAUUUUUUUCAAAGGGCCAAAGUAAAUAUUUGUCAAAAUUUUAUAAAAUUAAAUGAGCCAAAUAAAUUUUAGUCAAUGUUUUUGGUACUAACUUAAAACACCACUAAGACUUUAAUACAGUUAUGAGGAAAGAAAUUUACACUCAUUUCUUUGUUUUUUUAAGGAAAAUAAAUGUGCAGAAUAUGUAUUCUAGUGAAGAAAACAAAUGUCCAGAAUGAAUAAUAUAUUAUUCGGGAUCUUCACAAGGUUAUUGACUCAUAUUCCCUGUCAGUGUUUAUAUCUCCUGGGCUGUCUGGUGAAAGAGAUAUAGGACACCGACAGAGAAUUUGAGCCUACAUCUUCAGUAAAGCCCAAAUAACAAUUAUAUUAUAUUGGCGUGUCCUAAUUUCAACAUUCAUUACCAUUCUGGUUUUAUAAUAUAAUAGUUUUUUA
Molecule: messenger RNA, 3155 nt
Organism: Mytilus californianus (California mussel)
Lineage: Eukaryota; Metazoa; Mollusca; Bivalvia; Mytilida; Mytilidae
Product: transmembrane 9 superfamily member 1-like
Exons: 15
Coding region: 183-1937 (584 amino acids)
Biological process (GO): protein localization to membrane
Cellular component (GO): membrane
Source: RefSeq, a predicted model, not a curated record